UCCUCCGUCAUCAUAUGAGGGGAGCGGGCCAAGAGGGUGUGGGGUAUUGUAAACGUAUAGUAGAUAAUGAAUGAGUUUGAAUCUAUCGCGAUUAAAAACCAUACGAGUGUGAUAGUGCGUGGUUCCCUAACAUAUGUUUUAUAAACUGUGUUCACUUAAUAAUAAGGAAGCUUAGUUAAAGAAUUUAAAAAUGGUUAAGUUAUUAACGUAUGUUAUAACUGUUUUAUUAAGUUUAGUGUUUGUAAAUACAAAAAAGGCAACUGUGGAGUUCUAUGAAGAAAAAGCCUUCCAUGAAGCGAAUGACUUAACAGACAGUGAUAUAAAAAAAAUAGCAAAAUUAUCAGAUCAAACACAUUUUAAAGAAGUAUUAGAUGAAAUACUCAUACCAAGAGUAGUUGGAACACCUAAUCAUGAGAAAGUUGGCAACUUUAUUGUGAAACAGAUGAAAGAUUUAGGCUGGGAUGUUACCGAGGAUAUCUUCUCGGAUAAGACACCUGUAUUUGGGAUGUUGAACUUUAGGAAUAUUAUUGCUAAGUUAAAUCCUGAAGCGGAGAGGUACUUAGUACUAGCUUGUCAUUACGAGAGUAAAUACACAAGGGAACAUGUGUUUGUUGGUGCAACGGACUCCGCGGUGCCGUGCGCAAUGAUGAUAAACCUUGCGAAGGUGAUGUCGAAGCAACUGGAUACGCUGAAGACGAAUCGACUCAGCCUUAUGCUGCUGUUCUUCGAUGAUGGCGUCAUGGUUAAAUUUGUUCAUUGUAAAAAAUACAAGGAUGUUCUAGUUCUCCUGGAUUUGCUGGGGUGCCCGGACCCGGUGUUCUACAGCUACUUCCAGGCGACGGAGAAAUGGUACGUGCGGUUAGCUGGCGCUGAGCAGCGGCUGGCGGAGCUGGGCCAGCUCAGCGCGUACUCCGUAGGGAAGGAGGAACAGACGUACUUCAGGUUGAGGAGCUCCGGUGCCUUCAUUGAUGAUGAUCAUGUACCGUUCUUGAAGAGAAAUGUAAACGUGGUUCACGUAAUACCCAAUCCGUUCCCGAGCGUUUGGCACACCGCUGAUGACGACAUGUCCGCGUUAGAUUUCAACACCAUAGACAAUCUUAAUAAAAUCUUCCGAGUGUUCGUAGCUGAGUACUUACACCUACAUCCCUAGCAUUUACACCAUAGACAGCCGAAAACAAGAUGGCGACUGGAAGCGAUCGCCUUGCUCAAACGAAACUUUUUUAAAGUGAAAGACAAACGAGGUGCUCUAUUCCUAUAAUUUUAAGUGUGUUUUAAAUGCUUGUUAGAUGGUUGUAAAUUAAUGCUUGACUUACAGAGUACAAAAUACAAUCUAAUAUAUCUAAACCCAUAUUUAUUCUUGAAUUAAAAUAUUUAAUCAUACAUCUUCGCACUUUUAAUCCUAUUGAAAAGAGAAUUUGUAAUAAAUAAGAGAUUUUAAAGUUUGUUAGUACAAAAUAACGAUUUUAGAAUAAAAUGCUUUUUCUAUACUGUUUAUUCAAAGUUUUAAAAAGAAACUGCAAUAUUAAGUACAGAGAAAUGUACGAGUUUUUUUUUGUUCAAAAGUAGAAAAAUAUUUAUUGUGAU
This is a messenger RNA of Papilio polytes (common Mormon), 1584 nucleotides long. RefSeq names its product glutaminyl-peptide cyclotransferase-like. Lineage: Eukaryota; Metazoa; Arthropoda; Insecta; Lepidoptera; Papilionidae. Gene Ontology annotation, molecular function: zinc ion binding; glutaminyl-peptide cyclotransferase activity. Bases 191 to 1150 code for a protein of 319 amino acids. The transcript has 6 exons. The record is from RefSeq and is a predicted model, not a curated record.